GCAAAGCAGCAUCAACUUCAUGGACCCUGGACAGAUUACAGAAGUGGAGGUUAGAAAUUUGAAGGAAUUUGUCUACGGGAAUCUCAAACACAGCACACCAGUUUUGCUGUCUCUGUCCAGAUAUUUAAGAAGUGGAGCAAGGGAUUCAUUCAACCAGCCUUGCUGCUCAGAUUAUGGGAAGGGAUUCAUUCUGACCGACUGAUUCUAAAAAAGGGGAGAGGACGUUCUCCUGCUCAGACAGUGGAAAUGGAUUCAGUUGGUCAUUUCAACUGAAGGUACAUCAGUAAGUUCACACUGGAAAAGGCCAUUCACCUGUUCUGUGUGUGAGAAGAGAUUCAGUCGGUCUUUCCACUUGUGGACACACCAGUCAGUUCACACUGGGCAGAGGCCGGUCUUCUGCUGAAUUUCUGGGGAAGGAUUCACUCGAUCAUCUGACCUAAUGGCUCAUCAGCAAGUUCACACCGGGGAGCGGCCAUUCACUUGCUCAGACUGUGGGAAGGGAUUCACUUUCUCGUCUAAACUGAAGAUACAUCAGCGAGUUCACACUGGAGAGAGGCCAUUCACCUGCUCAGACUGUGGGAAGGGAUUCACUGAGUCAUCUGGACUAGUGGUACACCUGCGAGUUCACACAGGGGAGAGACCGUUCACCUGCUCAGACUGUGGGAAGAGAUUUACUCAGUCAUUGGAUUUCCAGGUACAUCACCGAGUUCAUACGGGGGAGAAACCAUUCACCUGUUCUGACUGUGGGAAGGGAUUCCAUGGAUCAUCUGACCUUAAUAGACACCAGCGAUUUCACACUGGGGAGAAGCCGAUCACUUGCCCAGUCUGUGGGAAAGGUUUCACUCAGUCAUCCGACUUACAAAGUCACAAACGAGUUCACACUGGGGAGAAGCCGUUCACCUGCUCAGACUGUGGGAAGAGAUUCACUCAAUCAUCCCACCUACAGAGUCACCAGAGAGUUCACACUGGGGAGAGGCCGUUCACCUGUAGUAAAUGUGGGAAGGGUUUCACUCAGUUAUCUAACCUUAUGACACACUACCGGGUUCACACUAGGAGAAACUUUCAAUAAGCUGCAUGCUGGAUAUUUGUCCAUCACCGUUGCUGAAUACAAUUUUGAUAGUGACUGUCAGUGCUGAACUCUGCAAUUAUUGCUGCUGCUCACCACACCCAGUUCUGCACCCUGGUCACUGGGUGACUGGGAGGAGUUUUUUUCUGAUGCAUAUUCACCUUUAAUGGGACUGGAGUUUAAUAUUCUGCAUCUGAGACAAAUAAAUCAGUUCUAUUUUGAACUUCGUCAUCGGUACUUAGUGAAUUUAUAACAUACCUAAUGUACGGUAGAGAGUUAACUAAGGCCAGUUGAUCCUGCCAAUGAUUCAGUUCCAUGACGGUCCUUUUGAAUCCUCCCCUGUUCCCCUCUCGAUCUCUCCAUGGUGACGGGUUCCAAACUGUCACCACUCUGUGGGUGAAGAGGUUUCCCUUGAAUUUCCUACAGACUGAAGAAGUCGAGCUGACUGCAGUUCUGUCUGGGAUGUUCUUCACCCUUCAAAUCUCUGGGCUGAUGGAGAAUGACAUUGGUAGUUAAUCUCCUUAUGCACAGCUCAAUUCCACAUUAUGGGUCAUUUUCCCUGCUUCUAAAAGGUUGUUAUAAAACACCACUGUCCUCUAAAUACUGAAAGCAGAAUGGGAAACCAUCAGCUGGAUGUGCAAUGUAGCUUAGUUAGAAACCAGAGGCAGGUCUGCACAGGGCAGAGUUUGGGGCUCUGGACAAUGUUUGGGGUAAGAACAUAUGAUGAGAAGGGAAUCAGCAGUGGGACAUGGCUGCAACAGAGUGGAAACAUUUGGAAGCUGAUUGACAGAGAAAACCUUUUGUUUGUCUGACUGAUGACACAAGCAAUGCCUGUGGUGAGGUGCUCCACUGGUUCAGGAACGUGAAUGUUGGGAAUGUUUUUAUUGAUUGAAGGAGCUGUUCCUGCUUGUUUAUCCUGUAAUAUAUUAGCCAGGUGGUUAUUAUGGAUUGUCCUAUCUGAAAUAAUGUUUUGAUUAUCGUAUAAUUUGUAAAAUUUUGACUCUAAAACUGGAUCAGGCUUGAAUUUAUGGUGUCUUUAUGAAGUGAUGGAGACUCUUAAAGCAAGAUUUUGUUGAAUGUUAUUUGCCAAGAUUGAAUUAAACUGCUGCAGGAUCCUGGAAUGUCUUGGAUUGUGUCUGGUUUCUCUUGGCAAUUUCUGCACUUACUACCCUGUUUGUAUUUUAUGUAUUGUUGAUUUUUUUUAAUGUCAACCAGCUUUUCCUGUAAUUCCUUCGGAUUCUGGGUUGUGGUCUCUAACUCUGAGUCGGGCACUCGAUGUUUCUUUGUCAACACCUUGUCUGCUCAGAUCACAGGGAUGGCUUCCAUGAGGGGCUUACACAGGUUAACGUUUUUCCACAGAGCGAUUUUUCUAAGAUAGCCUCUCAUUUAAGUUUGCUGCUCUGUACUUCAUAUCAUAAUUACAUCUAAUAUCAUAAUGACCAAAAGAAUAACAGCAGAAUUGGGUCCUCUGUCUGAUCAAGUCUGCUCGGCCAUUUCAAUUAUGGCUGAUCUUUUUUUGUAUUCUCCUCAACCCCAGUUCCCAGCCAUCUCCCCGUAAUCAUUGAUGCCAUGCCAAGUCAAGGAUCUAACAAUCUCUGCCUUAAACACACCCAACGACAUGGCUUCAGCAGUUGCAUGAGGCAACAAGUUCCACCGAUUUACCACCCUCUGGCUAAAGAAAUUUCUCUGCAUCACUGUUUUGAAUGGACUUCCCCCUAUCCUGAUGAUGUGCCCUCUUCCUAACUGGAAGACCAUAAUCUGUGGAUUGGUGAGAAUAUCUCCUCGCUGACGAUCAACACUGGCACUCCUCAGGGGUGUGCAUUUAGCCCACUGCACUAUUCUCCGUAUGCACAUGACUGUGUGGCUAGGCAUAGCUCAAACAACAUCUACAAAUUUUCUGA
Molecule: messenger RNA, 2967 nt
Organism: Hypanus sabinus (Atlantic stingray)
Lineage: Eukaryota; Metazoa; Chordata; Chondrichthyes; Myliobatiformes; Dasyatidae
Product: zinc finger protein 239-like
Exons: 2
Coding region: 440-1069 (209 amino acids)
Biological process (GO): regulation of transcription by RNA polymerase II; central nervous system development
Cellular component (GO): nucleus
Molecular function (GO): RNA polymerase II cis-regulatory region sequence-specific DNA binding; DNA-binding transcription factor activity, RNA polymerase II-specific
Source: RefSeq, a predicted model, not a curated record